GUCUGUGCGUCGGAACCCGAGUCUGAAGGACCUCUCUGUAGGGCAGGCCUACAGAAAAUACGGACUAAGAGUCUGAACGUCUCUAAUCCAUCGGAGGGCCAUAUAUACGGUGGACGUCAAGAUGUCUGAAUACGUGCAGGAUGCCAUGAAUCCCAACAGGCAGGCUGAAGAGAUGGAGUUCGUCAACCAGCUGUUGGUGAGGUUGAAUCAUGACCAUCGUCCUGGACAGCCUGCUGCUUCAGGUGAUUCCUCCUUUGAUACUGCGUACCUCGGCCACUUGCAACUAGCAGGCGAGGCUGUUAGAGGGGUGUACCAGUCUCUCUACGUCGAUAGACAGUUCAUGGAAAAGGCCGGCUGCCUCAUGCGUAAGGCACAGAAGCAUUACAUGGACUCUAAGUCCUGUAGUGUUGCCGAGCAUGUAAAGUGGGUGGAAGAGUUCUGUGGCAGCGAAGAAUGCAAGGACGUGUUGAACAGCACAACCUCUAAGGAGUUAAUGCUGAAGUGCAAGGACAUGGAGCCCAAGGCGGCAGCAGAGGAGAUCUGUGGGAAACUCCAGACCGCCCGUCAGGACUACGUGGGGAGGGUCAUCAAGUUCCAGUUUGGCUAUAGCCUCUUCAACUUCGUGGUCGUGUUCUGUGAGUGUUGGGAGACCUGCAGCCAGCUGAAGCAGUUUGAGAUCCAUUGUAAGGGCUACGACGAGCGUCUGGAUAACAUCAUAGCCCGUCUCAGGGAGGAGGAAACCAACCUGACAGAGAUGACCAUCAGAUUGAACGAGUCGAGGGCCAUCACCACCAUGGAGGUGUACAACAUACUGAUGAACCUUACAGGAAUCCGCCAGGAGUUGGAGAUGCUCAAGCAAGAGUUGGAGCACAACAAAAAGGACAUCAAACGCAGGAGGAACGGGCAUAUGUCUGGUGCAGCUGCAGGCUUUGUGAAUGUGAUCCGUGCUUUUGCGGACUACGGCCUGGCCACCACUGCCGGAGUGGGCACAGGGCUGGUGUUGGCGGCAGGAGCGCUGAACAGUGCCGCCACAGUCGGGCAUGUGGGCACAGCUCUGUGGUGUCAGAAGGACCUGGACAUGAUAGAGGAGCGCCUUGUCAGGGUGAAGGGAUACGAGGAAAGGGCGAAGAACAUAGUUCGGCGGGUGGAAUCUCUGACCCAGAAGCUGAGGAUGAUGCACGCCGCUCCUGCUGCCCAGGCGAACAUCUAUGCACGGGCUAUUCCCUCUCCGGUAGCCUAAUACGUCAAAAUCGUCUCACAGAAACGAUGUUAUA
Messenger RNA from Branchiostoma belcheri (Belcher's lancelet), 1274 nucleotides. RefSeq lists its product as uncharacterized. The coding region runs from base 122 to 1240 and encodes 372 amino acids. Lineage: Eukaryota; Metazoa; Chordata; Leptocardii; Amphioxiformes; Branchiostomatidae. The transcript has 10 exons. The record is from RefSeq and is a predicted model, not a curated record.